This is a messenger RNA of Panicum virgatum (switchgrass), 1428 nucleotides long. Its product is annotated as ras-related protein RABA5a-like. NCBI's taxonomy places the organism in Eukaryota, Viridiplantae, Streptophyta, Magnoliopsida, Poales, Poaceae. The transcript has 4 exons. The coding region runs from base 481 to 1149 and encodes 222 amino acids. The record is from RefSeq and is a predicted model, not a curated record. Gene Ontology annotation, cellular component: endosome. Gene Ontology annotation, molecular function: GTPase activity; GTP binding.
GCGCCCUGGCGCUUCCGGCAAGCAGACCACGCGGUACGUGAGUUCCAUUCCACCACACAGGGGCGGAACACACGGGCAGCGGCAGCAGCAGCGGGGGCGACCGGCCGGGGAUCUAGAUCUCUCACCUCCCCUCCACCUCCACCUCCACCAGCAGUAGCACACGCGCCCAGCUUCCCUCCCUCCUCUCCCCGGUCUCCCCGAGUCCAAACCUAGCCUCCCCAGAGUCCACGCCGCCGUCGAGCGCAGCGCCGCCCCGCUUCUCCCGCGGCCGCACUCCCCUCCGGCUGCCGAAUCCUCCGCCCGGCCCACCGGCCGGGCCGCCCGCCAGCCAGCCGCCGCGGCGCCGGUUCGCUCGCCCUCGGCCUAGUCGGGGCGGGGUGGAGAUCCACCGGGGCGUGGAGGGUGAUCUCGUCUCGUGCUGGGCUGUUGUACGUUUGUCAAGUGCUAGAAGAGCAACUCUAUUCAUAGAGUUGUUUCACAAUGGCUUAUGAUGGAGAUGAGGAACAGAGCCAAGAUUAUCUAUUCAAAAUCGUUCUGCUCGGAGACUCCUCUGUUGGUAAAUCAAACUUACUAGCAAGAUUUGCAAGAAAUGAGUUCUACCCAAACUCCAAGUCCACUAUAGGAGUGGAGUUCCAGACGCAAAAGUUGGUAAUUGAUGGAAAGGAAAUUAAAGCUCAGAUAUGGGACACUGCUGGACAAGAGCGCUUCAGAGCAGUUACAUCUGCUUACUACCGUGGCGCUGUUGGAGCUCUCCUUGUUUAUGAUAUUAGCAGGCGCCAGACUUUUGAUAGUGUUGGUCGAUGGCUUAAUGAACUGCAUACUCAUUCCGAUAUGAAUGUCGUCACAAUUCUGGUGGGCAAUAAAACCGAUCUCAAGCAUGCUCGUGAAGUGAGCACUGCAGAAGGCCAAGCCCUGGCUGAGGCGCAGGGCCUCUUCUUCAUGGAAACCUCAGCCCUAGACUCGUCAAAUGUUGCAGCAGCUUUUCAAACUGUUGUUAAGGAGAUCUACAGCAUACUAAGCCGGAAGGUAUUUCAAUCUCAAGAGCAGAAGAGAAGCGAGCUGCAGUCACUAAGCAACGGGAAGGCUGUGGUGCUGCAGGGCGAGGCCAAUGAAACAAGCAAUGGUGGGAGGUGGUGCUGUUCCUCAUAACCUGUCAGCCUGUGUUGAAUUCGUAGGAUUGGGAGACACAUCUGGGUAUGUAAAAGGUUGGGCUUGUGAAAAGUUAUUUUCCAUGUUCUUGUUCUAAAGAUGAGGUGGAUAGGCUGUUUGUAUGAAAGCUGUGUUUUCCUUCGGAGGAAAUCAAUGUAUAGUUCGAUUGAUCCUUGGGGAGGUAUUGAUAUACAUGAUUGUGUAAAGAGGAAGUGCGACCAACUGACUGUUGUGUCAUUCUACAUUCUAGUCUUAGAAAGAAACCGUUUUUUCAUUCUA